GUUCGGGACUCAUGGUGUCGGAGCUCUUUCUUUGACUGCGCAAAGUGGUUGCAGCUGUUCAUACUUUAAAUGCAGACUGCAUUCGCGAAAUUGGAUACGUUUACAUUUGAGUAGAUGUGCUGAGUUUGUACCUCUUAGACAAGAGGUUUAAAACAAAUGUAUCAGUUAUCCAUCCAUUAUAUGGUGUCGUAAUUUUUAUUCGACGGGGAAGGGUUGUAAUGGGCACUAACUUGCGGCAGGAAGAACACGACUGGCUUUACGGCUUUAGGUGAAAGUCUGCUUGGUGUUUAAACAUGAAGAGAAAGAAGGCAAUGCUAACGAAAAGAAGAAAGAAAGUGAGGACUGCCGAUUCUGAAAGUACAGGGUCUCUGAGCUUUAACUCCCCUAAGAUGGAUAUUCCAGUGGUUAAUUUUAAUGCCUACAAAUUGGGUGCAGAUCAGAUUCCGGAUGAAAGACUGAGUGUUAUGACUGAAGAGAUAAAACAAGCAUUUAGUGGCACUGGAUUUGUCUACCUGGAAAAUACUGGCAUUGAACAACAGGAGGUUAACAGAGUCAUGGAUGUCUCCAAAAAAUUCUUCCUUUUACCAGAAGACACAAAGAAGCUGUGCGCUAGGAACAGUGAUCAUGAGAAUUUUAAUGAUGGUUGGGUGUCAUCAGAGAUUGAAAGAUUAAAUCCUUUACGUCCAGGAGAUCUGAAAGAGGCCUUUAAUAUUUCACACCUGGACAGUGUUCUAAAGUGGCCCUCUGAUGCUUCCAUUCCUGAGUUUCAGGAGGUCCUGGACUCGUUCUUCAGAAGAUGUAAAGCGCUCGCGCUGAGGGUUCUAGAAGUGACUGCUUUGAGUCUGGGUCUGCAGAGAGACUUCUUUGUUAAAAAACACAAACUGAUUGGCACUAAUAAAAAUUGCACCACCCUCAGAACUCUGUAUUACCCACCGUUGCAUAACGUGACCGUGAAGCCGAAUCAGGUUCGAUGUGGAGAGCAUAGUGAUUAUGGGAGCGUGACCUUGCUGUUUCAAGAUGAGUCUGGAGGUUUAGAGGUAAUGCACAGAUCAGGGCAGUACAUUUCUGCCCCUUGCAUUCCUGGCACUGUGCUUGUAAACAUAGCGGACUUGAUGCAGAGGUGGACCUCUGAUGUGCUGGUGUCAACGUCACACAGAGUUUUACUGCCCCCUGAUGACAAGAUGAACACCUCAAGACAGUCUGUGGCUUUCUUUGUUCAUCCUGAUAAUGAUGAAAUCAUUUCUUGCUGUGAUGGAUCAAACAAAUACCCUCCUGUCAGUGCACUUCAGUAUACCAAGGACCGUGCAUACAUCUCUUACAAAGAAGUAAACGACAGUAAUCUGGCAGUCUAAACCUAGUGAUAUAAACAUAUCAAUAUGCUAAUUUUUAAAAACAUGGUUUUUGCUUCUUACUUUUAAAUGUUUAAUAAAUGGAUUAUUGUUGA
Messenger RNA from Acipenser ruthenus (sterlet), 1444 nucleotides. RefSeq lists its product as uncharacterized. The record is from RefSeq and is a predicted model, not a curated record. Gene Ontology annotation, molecular function: dioxygenase activity. The transcript has 9 exons. NCBI's taxonomy places the organism in Eukaryota, Metazoa, Chordata, Actinopteri, Acipenseriformes, Acipenseridae. The coding region runs from base 294 to 1352 and encodes 352 amino acids.